GCCAUAAUAAGGCCUGGAUAAGCGCGGGGCCUCAGGGAGCUCUAGACCUGGUGGGAGCACAAGGCCCGAUGCGAGCAGAGAGUUGAUAACGGCUAAUUCUGACAAGAGGCCUCGGCUAGGCCGGGCAGUGACGCGGGUAGGCGCUGCCUGGGCCUUGUGAAGGCCUAGCCGCUGGGGCCUGACCCCAGUGCGGACCCUGGCGCGCCGCCACUGUCCUGGCAGGAGCCGGACACGUGACAGGAGGAGAGCAGGAAGGUCAGAAACACGGCUGGGACCAGGGAGCCGAAAGGGAGCGGAGGACUUCCCAGGAGCGUGGAGCGCAGGGCCUGAUGGGAGAGGCCAGACCCGAGCGAGCGCAAGGCCCGCUGGGAUUUGGAGCGCGUGGGACUUGGCGGGAGCUGUCUGAGGAGAGCAGGUUCUGACUGGAGCGCGAGGCUGGACCGGAGCACAGAGCAUCCUGAUAGCGCACAAGCUGCAGGACAGAGCUGAGGACAGGACGGAGUGCCCACAGGCUGAGAACUGAAGAUUUAGAAUCUUGGGGGAGUGAUGAAAGUGUUCUAAUUUAUUGCAUGGUGCAUAACUCCAUGAAUAUAGUAAAGAAAAAGCAUACGACUUUACACUAACUGGAUAGUUGCAGGUCUGGUUCCUGAAACAUAGUUAAGAAGAAAAUAUGAAUGAGUCCAGGCUGCAGUCCCUGUUCUUCAUCAUCCUUCCAGAUUUACACAAACUCUGCACUGUCCACAUAAUAUUGAGUAGCAGGGUGGCAGAAAUAGACAUUAGGAGUGCUCAGAUAAAGAUGUGCAGGCAGUUGCUGCUUCUGCAUGAAGAUAUUCUUACAGCACCUGUGCCUGGAAUAUUAAACCAAAUUUCGGUAGUGAUGUCGAUACCAUUUUUUAAAUCUGGGAGACUUAAUGCCUAUAUUGAAAACUAUGGAGCUAAGAUGAAAGCUCCACAAAGAGUAACUCCUGCAAUUCUUCAAAACUGCCUAUCGUACUCACUCAUGGCUAGACUCGCUCCAGCCUGGAAUAGGACAGGUCAUCUGUUGGUACAAGGAAGAGAUUUUCUUUCUAAUAUGGGAAAGCAAAGUGCAGUUGUAUUAGACAUCAAUGUAACAGAAACACAAGUUUGUCUGAGUAUAGAAGUCUAUACUAUCAGAUUGCCACCACCUGAGCUACAGGAGUUUGAUAUUUCUCAGCGUAUUAUAGAGGAUUUUCACACCAACCAGAAUGCUGUCAUUGGGAGACAUUCCAUUUUAAACAACUGGUGCUACAUUUUGCCCAGUAUGAAAAUGGGGCAGAUAAUAAAUAUUCUUCAUACUGCACCCCCUGACUGUCCCUUUCAUUCCUUCGAAGACUUCCAGAGGCACUGGGAUGACCUGUAUGGCUAUAAACUUCCAGAAGACUGUGGAGAUAUGAAAAUAUACUGCAGCAUCUACUUCAAAAUGAUUAACGAAAGGACCUUCACGUACCCUCUCAGCUGCAUCAGAAGUCAGCCCAUUCAGUUCUUUCCAAGAGUAGAUUUGGAUGGUGUGUUGAAAAGCUUCCUUUCAGAUUUAAAAUCGAAACUGCCGCAUUUAUGUGGAUUUCCUGUAAAGAUGACAAAUAAACCAUGCUAUUACACACAGGAGCUAACCAGACCACAUCUGCAGGAAAACAAAGUCAAACCAUCCAAUCUGACUACUAAAAAAUUCUUCCGAGCUUCUCUAACUCAAGCAACAUUGCUGAAACCCACCAUAGCUCUAAAUCUCAUUCCACAGUCAACAACCGCCGAGCACAAGGUGGAGCCUGCCGUCAGCCAGCAGAGGUCGGGCUUGUUCUCAGGUGGUUGCCACCAGCCUGGGUCUGUUCACCACAGAGAGCCUUCCUGGACUCUCAAGGCACCACAGCUGCAUUUGAAAGAGUCACAUCUCAGCAGAGAAAAUGCACAAGCUGGGACCAAAAAUCUUUGCUUACAAAGUAACAGAGCCCCGGCAUUCGUACCAGUUUUUAAAAGGAAAUCUGAGCAAGUGAACAAAAACUUCUCAGCACUUAGCUCCUUGAAAAGAAAACAGAGCAGGGUUACAGAACCUACCAUAUUAGCACAGGAAACUAGUGUUACCCAGGGGGGCAAAGCCAGUCUAGGUACAGCCGCUGGAAAAAGACCAAGUAGACCAAAUAGCAGCAUUGGAGUACUUGCUGGGGACUUAAGUCAGAAAGGCUCCAAACCUCUUGGAGAAAAAGGCACCGAGUUCUAUGAUCGGAAGAAGGGACAGUUCUCUUCUGAUUGGACACAGACUGGGCACCUUAGAGAAGCCAGACCACUGUCUACUAGUUCCGCGACACAGAUGUCCAGUCAGAGUUUAGGAAUGAUGAAAAACGAUGUUGCCAUCCACACUGGUGGAAAAGACAAUCUAACAAGCAGAUUCAUAACACAAAUUUUGGGGAAAAGCCACGAGUCCCUAAAACUCAAAAGCCAGCCACACAUUUUUGAAUCAGAAUUAGAAACUGAAGACUCCCAACUCCAACAGCAACAGUUAGCAAAUCAGGUUAAAGAAACCAACGCAGCUGAACACAGCCUAAUAGAAAGCAAAGCAGCCCGCAGCCGCAGACAGGAGUUAUGUCUUGAGUCUUCAAGGGCUUCUACGAAGCGCCGGUCCAAUGCUGCACACCAGAGGCAAUCCAGUUCUAAGAACCAGGUUUCUAAUACAACAAAACCCAAGAAUUCCCUCAACAUUCCUGAAGCUGAGUCCAGUGUGGAACAGAGACUGUCCACCAGGGAUAACUAGAGCACUGAUGAAGACUCUCCAGACAUUGCCUGUGGCUGAGGAGACGGUUGGUCCUGUGUACUGUUCUGGGGCCUCUCAUUUACUCAGCAAUUCCCUUGUAAAGUUUUGCAUAGUAUUUCAUUGGAUGUGGACAUGCCAUGUUUAGCUAGCUCCCUAUUGGUUUGGCUGAUGACAUUAUCAUUUCUAACCUUUCAGUAUUAUAAGUCAUGUGAAUUGUUCUUCACACAAUAUUGUAAGUUACCGAAUUGUGUUAUGUGAUACAUUGUUUUUAAAGAAAGACUCAUUCUGUAGCCCCAGCUAACCUGAAACUUGCUAUGUAGACCAGGCUGGCCUCAAACUCAUGGAGAUCCACCUGCCUCCACUUCCCAAGUUCUGGCAUCAAAGGCAUGAGCCACCUUACUCAAUGUAACACUUUUGAUAGUGGAAAAUACCUUUAUUUUGCCCUUCCUAUUUUAUUACUGCAAUUUGUUCAAUUUGUUUGAAGUGGUUCUGGUUUAUUGCCAGAGUUUUGGGGUCACAGAUACAGUACUCUAAACAUAAUAGACAGUAGUGUGAAGAAACAGAAUGCCUGUCACUGUGUUUCUUCAUAAUCUUGAGCAAAUUGUUUUACUGUUUAUUUAAGAGGAUAGAUGGUGUUCUAUAUUGUCACUAAAUUUCACUUUUGUUUUUAUAUAUGACUAUGAGAAAGCCCCCAGAGGCAUGAGAUCAAUUUCAUUACAGAAUUAGAGCCCUAGCUGCAGUGGAGAUUUCUGUGCCCAGCAGUUCUCAUUGCUAGUGGGCGUGCUCUGUGUCCUCUCCUGGAAUGGAUGAGCUUGCCCUGAAGGUGAGUCAGGUCUCCAGAAAACUCAGGCUUAGGGUUAUGCAUGUGGUGGAGUAAGUGCCCAGCAUCACGUGUGUCCUCCACAAACAAUUGUCCAACACAAAAAGGAACAAAGGAGAAGGCACAGAGUGCUCCUCAGAUGAGACCUUCCCUCCCUUCCAAACAUUGUAGGCUUUAAUGAGAUUUGAUAACAUAGAAUUAGCAUAUAUUUUAAAAGUCAGACUCUUUAUUGAAAAUCCUACUACAAAAAUCCAUAUAUGUGUGUGUAUUAUAUAUGUAUAUAUGUGUGUGUAUGUGUGUAUGUAUAUAUAUGCAAAUUCAAAGCCAAAAAGCAAGUUUAAAUUGAACUGUGAUUGUUUAAAUAUGGCUUGCUAUUGCUAGCAAUUCAUCAAAACACUGCAUUUAAACAAAAGGGAGUCUAACUCUCACUCCUGAAGUUAUACCUACCAAUAAUUUGCUCUGUACUUUUAUUACCAUGAACACUCCUGCUUCCCAGAAACCUCUAGUUCCCAACUUAUCUGCAUAAGAAGAACAUACAUUUCAUUCAAAGCCCAUUUUAAGUUCUCUUUUCUCAUGAAGUCCAUGUUAUAGAUAACCAGCAGGCCACAGUAAAGGCUAGGACAUUGUUUGGCUUGUGUAGAAACAUGUUUGGUUUUGAGAGUGAUGUAUUUAAAUAUGCAUGUGUGGUCGGCAUAGUCAGGCACACAUGGUCAUUCUUGAACAACCCUUUCCUAGUUACUUCCUGGGGUUGCUCCAUCAUUAUGCCUUAGGCUGUGAAAAUGUGAUAUUACUCAAUUAAGUAUACUAGUCUAUGGCUGAAACAGUGUGUAAUGUUUCCAAAUUAUUAAAAGAGUCUUAGUAAUCACUCUUCCUCUAUUAAUCUGAACUACUUAGAACUGAUAGCUCUUUCUUUCAUUUUUCUUUGUAGACAGGGAACCAUGUAUUCCCUGUUGGCCUUGAACUCACUAUGUAGCCUGAGAUGACUUUGAACCUCUUCUUCCAGAGGACUAGAUUAUAGUAUGCUCAUGUUUAUCAUGCUGGAAAUUGAACCCAGAAAUUGAAGUCUUUUAAAAUUAUUUAUUUUAUUUCAUGUUAUGAGUGUUUUUGCCUGCAUGAAUGUACAUGUAUCUAGGCCUAGAGGCACGCAGUACCAACUGAGCUAUAUUCUGCUUGUCAAUGAUGCUAGUUUAUUUCCCAACACCAUGUAGCUGCUCAAAACCAACUGUAAUGUGGGUUCCAAGGGGAUCUGGGAUCUAAUGCUCUCCUUUAGGCCUCUCAGGCACCAGGUACACACACGAUACACAUACAUAUAUGCAGGCAAAACACAUAAACAUAAAAUAAAUAUUUUUAAAAGACUUCAAUUUCUGAAAGCCAAAAUAAAUGUGCUGCCAAUUGGAAAAAAGCAAAUUUUCCUGUUUUAGAUUUGGAGCUUUGUUUGUAGUAUGGACCCCUUCCAAAAAUUUAUUCCUUAUUUUUCAAUUCUGUAUUCCGGGUCCAUUACAGUUUUAAACCAUAAACAAUUUUACAUUUGCCUGUAUCCAGAGGCUUAGAAAUUAACCACCACACCAAAACAAACUUAUAGAAAUAGACCCAAGUUAAUGCCAAGAAUCAUAUUUAUAGUUAUGUAAAAAUGUUCCUCAAUGCACUUUAGCUGCUUUCUAUAUUUGUGUUUGGUUUUAUAUUUUAUUAUGUUAUAAUUAUUUUUACUUUAUUGUGUUAUUACUAAAUGUAGCAAAUAAAAAUCUCAAGCUUCUCA
This is a messenger RNA of Mastomys coucha (southern multimammate mouse), 5340 nucleotides long. It is a transcript of the gene CUNH18orf63, whose product is annotated as chromosome unknown C18orf63 homolog. The transcript is spliced from 15 exons. The coding region runs from base 671 to 2764 and encodes 697 amino acids. The record is from RefSeq and is a predicted model, not a curated record. Lineage: Eukaryota; Metazoa; Chordata; Mammalia; Rodentia; Muridae.